CUGCGGUACACUUGGGGAUUCUGGAUAAUCGUUGAUUAUCCUCCCGGUCGACGAUAUCCAUCAGCAUUUAGCGAUUACAAGAUGCAAGAAGAUCUCUGCAGCUAUUUCAUGCUAAUCGACAGUACGGAGGAAACACACACAGCUAUCCAUGUGCAAUUGGUAUAUUGUAAGGGAAUUGUUAAGGAUUCUCACGAUACCACCGGCCAUCUUCCACAUCAGGGUCUUGUCCCAAGAGACUGUCUGUUAACAGUUCUGCUAGCAUCCUUCUGAAUCUUAAACUCCUAAAGGCGCUUUCCCACGAACCAACACAGCAACCGCUAAACGAUCCUGUAAAAAGAUUAGUGUAUUGCCCAUUGGUUUGUUUUGCCCACUGUGAUAUUUGUGUCGCAAUGUCGUUGAAACCUUUAGUCGACAAUUGCCUUCGUCUCUUGGGGCUUUUAGCGUUUUAUUUUUGAUGCGAAGGCACACAAUCCAGUUGUUCAUUUCGUCUUUGCUAUAUGAAUCUAAAAAAGAAGCCAGGAUUAGAUUUGUCGGGCAGCUUCAUUUCCCUUUUGUGGAGAUGGCGUGGAUCUUUGUACAAGCUGUGUUACAAGGAACUAAUAUGUUUUCUCGUCCCUUUUGGCAUCGUUAGCAUCAUCUAUCGUCAGGCUCUCGACGUCGAACAAAAAAGUCUAUUUGAACAGGUGGUUCGCUAUUGUGACAGAUACCUGAAUAUGAUUCCCCUUUCAUUUAUUCUGGGUUUUUACGUCACUAUUAUCGCAACAAGAUGGUGGCAGCAAUGUAUGGCUUUACCUUUUACUUCUAGAUUAAUGCUAACAAUCGCAAUGUAUAUUCCCGGAUGUGACAACGAGUCGAAGCUUCUACGGAAAACGCUCAUGCAGAACUGUAACCUGAUGGCUGUCCUUGUCUUCAGAUCAAUUUCAGAGUCAGUGCGGUCUCGCCUUAAAUCUCUUGAGGAUGUCGUCAAUGCAGGUUUUAUGACCUAUGCCGAAAUGGAAACCUAUAAAGCAGUGCAAUCUGAUGUGAACUUGUAUUGGCUACCCGGACUUUGGUUCUCACACCGACUUCGAGAGGCCCAAGCUCGUGGACGCAUUAUCGACUCGUAUGGAGCCCAGCUUAUCAUGAAGGAAUUGCUGGAAUUUCGUUCCAAAUGCGGCAUUUUAUGGAGUUACGACUGGGUUUCGAUUCCAUUGGUUUAUACUCAGGUGGUUACGUUAUCCACUUAUUCCUUCGUCAUAGCUUGUAUCUUCGGCCGCCAAUGCAUCGAUAAUGGAAGUAAGGAUAUUUCCAUUGAUGCGUAUUUUCCGUUGUGGACCGUGUUGCAAAUCCUCUUCUAUAUGGGGCUACUCAAGGUCGCCGAGCACAUGAUCAAUCCGUAUGGUGAAGACGACGAAGACUUUGAUUUAAGUUACCUUCUCAACAGGCAUUCGAAGGUCAUCAAUUUAGGUACAAGCAUCUUGACUAGUGACAGAUGUCCACCAAUGGAAGAUGCAUGUCUCCAAAUAGCAGCAGGGACUGGUAUUCAGACUCAUAAAACUGCUGAAAGGAUAUCACUGGAAAACAGAUUUACACAAAGAUUGACAGAGCUCUAG
Messenger RNA from Daphnia magna, 1592 nucleotides. Its product is annotated as bestrophin-2. Bases 498 to 1592 code for a protein of 364 amino acids. The transcript has 9 exons. NCBI's taxonomy places the organism in Eukaryota, Metazoa, Arthropoda, Branchiopoda, Diplostraca, Daphniidae. The record is from RefSeq and is a predicted model, not a curated record. Gene Ontology annotation, molecular function: chloride channel activity.